CAGUAAUAAACCCAUCUCGCCCCGCCUCCUACGCGAGACCCAUAUGCGUAGCACGUAAACGCGCGCACCUGCAACGCAACACGAUCCCCUCUAGGCUCUAGCUCCCCGUUGUUCACCUGCCACAUCACAACUCGUGCCUGCCCGCCGCGGCCGCGUCACCAGUUGCGGCAAGAGAAGGAUGGCAACAACGGCCGCCUCCGCCUCCCCCGCCGCUCUCCGCGCCAAAACCCCGACCCCGCCCACGCACCCGGGCCCCAAACCCAGCCUCGCAUUCCCCUGGCCUUCCCCUCGGCCCUCCGCCCCCGCCUCCGCCUCCGGCAGGCUCCACGCCAGUCUCCACCUCGGCGGGGCCCGCGGCACGGGCACCGGCACGGGAAGCGCAAACGGGACCGGCCUCCACGUGCUGCACCCCGACCUCACGCCGCUGGCCGUGCCCAAGAUGGCCGGCGGCACGGGGGCCCAGAAGAGCAUCCUGCUUUACCACUGCGAGGAGAUGCGGGGUCUCGCGCAGCAGGUGGCCGCCCGGAACGACGACAUCGAGCUCUGCUCCAUCUCCUGGAGGACCUUUGCCGAUGGAUUCCCAAAUUUGUUUAUCACGAAUGCCCAGAGCAUCCGUGGACGACACGUCGCAUUCUUAGCAUCAUUUAGCUCGCCUGGUGUCAUAUUUGAGCAACUGUCGGUUAUAUAUGCUCUGCCGAAGCUGUUUAUUGCUUCAUUUACUCUUAUACUCCCAUUUUUCCCAACUGGGACUUCCGAGCGUAUGGAAGAUGAAGGAGAUGUUGCAACAGCCUUCACACUCGCUAGAAGCUUGUCACACAUACCAAUAUCAAGGGGCGGACCAACCAGUUUAGUGAUUUUUGAUAUUCAUGCUUUGCAGGAGAGAUUCUACUUUGGAGACGCAGUCUUACCAUGUUUUGAGAGUGGAAUCCCCUUGCUGAUAAGUAGGCUUCAGGAGCUACCUGAUUCUGAUAACAUAGUCAUAGCUUUUCCGGAUGAUGGCGCAUGGAAGCGCUUCCAUAAGCAACUUCAACAUUUUCCUACGAUUAUAUGCAACAAAGUUAGAGAAGGGGAUCAGAGAAUUGUGCGUAUAAAAGAGGGAGAUGCUAGAGGCCGUCAUGUUGUUAUAGUGGAUGACUUGGUGCAGUCUGGUGGUACUUUGAUUGAAUGCCAGAAAGUUUUGGCAGCUCAUGGAGCAGCAAAGGUUAGUGCGUAUGUAACACAUGGCAUUUUCCCCAACAAGUCAUGGGAGAAAUUUCAGCCUGAUAAUGGAGAGGGUCCGGAGCAUGCCCUGAGCCACUUUUGGAUCACCGAUUCGUGUCCUCUCACUGUCAAAGCGGUCAAGGACAGGCGGCCAUUUGAAGUUCUCAGUCUGGCAGAUUCUAUUGCUUCUGCUCUUCAGAUUUAGCAAAGCUAAUUUGAUCUGUUGGCCCCAGUGGGAUAUUUUUGUUCAUUCUUCUAGCACAUUUUCAGGCUCUCAAAUUUUAUUUCUUCCAUUCUUUUUGAAAUAGUUUCUUUCUCCCUCUAGAAAGGAUCUUCUGUAAUAUCUGUUCCUUUAAACUUAGAUAUCUUCACCUGAGGCGGUGUUCAAUGGAUUGGUGGAACGGCAAAAAACAUUAUUAGGAUAGUCUGCCUAAUAAUUUGGCUGGACAAGUCAAGUUACUGAGGCUGACCUUUGCGCGCUAUAAAUGUAAUCAUGGAAUAAGUUCAUUUGAGUUGUAGGCUUGCUUCUUUUUCUUCUCCA
Brachypodium distachyon (stiff brome) is the source of this 1741-nucleotide messenger RNA. Its product is annotated as ribose-phosphate pyrophosphokinase 3, chloroplastic. The record is from RefSeq and is a predicted model, not a curated record. Gene Ontology annotation, biological process: 5-phosphoribose 1-diphosphate biosynthetic process; purine nucleotide biosynthetic process. The coding region runs from base 179 to 1405 and encodes 408 amino acids. NCBI's taxonomy places the organism in Eukaryota, Viridiplantae, Streptophyta, Magnoliopsida, Poales, Poaceae. Gene Ontology annotation, cellular component: cytoplasm; ribose phosphate diphosphokinase complex. The transcript is spliced from 7 exons. Gene Ontology annotation, molecular function: ribose phosphate diphosphokinase activity; magnesium ion binding.